This is a messenger RNA of Aegilops tauschii subsp. strangulata, 306 nucleotides long. The record is from RefSeq and is a predicted model, not a curated record. NCBI's taxonomy places the organism in Eukaryota, Viridiplantae, Streptophyta, Magnoliopsida, Poales, Poaceae.
AUGGCCGCAUCGGUAGCCUGCGUCUUCUUCUUCGAUGCCGAGCCGGUCGGCCAGCCCGGCGUGCACGCGCUGGACGCGUGCGCGCUCUGCACCAAGCCGCUAGCGCGGGACAGCGACAUCUUCAUGUACAGAGGGGACACGCCCUUCUGCAGCGACGAGUGCCAGCACGAGCAGAUGCAGCUCGACGCCGCCUGCGCCAGGCAGGCGGCCAGGACGGCCGCCCGGAGGCAAAAGCAGUUCUCUUCAGCAACGGGGUCCGGGCGCGCACGCCGAGAGUCCUGGGAGGUGUCCUUCACGAGCUACUGA